CUAGUACUGUCAAACGGGGCUCCGUCAUCCGAGUCGCCAUCCCAGCUUUCAGAACCUUGUGUUACAUAGUACUGUAGUUGGCAGCCUUGUGGAAAGUUGUUACGACUAGGAGUUGAAUAUCCCUCCUACUGCGCAGUCAUCAGUGGCAACGACACUGACACUAUAUCGCUCAGCACCACCAACACCACUUGAAUUCCCUCGAUACUCGCUUUCAUCCGCUACUCUGAAACGACCUGCGUCACCAGGCGAACACUUCGUCCAUUGUACCCAUCAUCACCUCACUUCCGCCGGUGUCACCUGCCACCACUUCACGCUUUGCUUCUUUGCACAUCCUCUCUCGGCAUCUAACCCCGGUUUGCUGACUAUACAUUUGAGGAAGGCCUAGAGUUCUGUCAUCACUUCGACAGAAGCCCAGGCACACGACAGACCCGGUGGCUAUCAGAUAUUCGUCCCGCGAUGAUUCCUCGGUAAUGUCGCAUUGACUCCGCUAUGGCGGCCUACACAUCUCCGUCGUCCACGCAUACCAACUCCGUAUCUACUUCCGCAACCACUGUACCCUCCUCACGAGAAAGUUGGACGGAUAAGAAAGAUCUCAAGCCAGGGCCGGGCCCGGAAAGAGUCUAUCCUCACAUCAAGGACAUCAUACAAGAUGCUACGACCUCAUUCAAGGGAGACGGUUCGCUUACACAAUACCUAAACGAGGUUGAGAGAUGCAUUGCGACAGCGAGGAACUCGGUGGACAUCCUUCGACGGCCGGACUUGGCCUACAAGAACUAUGUGGUUGCCUACGAAGUGGCUGUCAAUUAUAUCCCAAGGCACAAAGAGUAUGGGUUCUGGGAUAACAACCAUGCUUGGGCGAUGAAAUACAGGGCGGCACGGAAAAAGCUGAAUGCGAUGGAAAGCGAAAUGACCCAGGUCAAAGCUCUGAUAGAGGCCAAUAAUGCGCGGUAUGGUACGAAGCCGCGGGAUGUCUCUAGAAGACCAGUCUAUUCAUCCGGGUUUGGCGUGCCUUCGAACUCGCUCCCUCCUGGCGCCGGAGGAUCAGCUUCUUCCAGAGCGAGCGUCUCUCAAGCCAUUCCUGAGGCACAUCAGCUGCCGCCAACUCUCCGGAUAGAGCGCUCCCGACCAUCGAACAAGCCAAAACCAGAAGGUCUCCAUGGACGCCCAUUGACCGAUACGUCGAACGAUCUCAGUCAAAGGUUUGCCCGCCUGAGAGGCCUCGGAACGGCAUCUGAAGAACCCGCACCGCUAUCGAUGCCGAAAGAGAGUGACUUCCAUAGUCCGAACAGCGUUAGCGGGAGAAGGCCACAAUCCACGACCUCUACGUAUGCAAUCCCAGACACCAAUGGCUACUCAAGCCCACGUCUCAACGGGCCGAGAGAUAUGCCUGGCUCUACCAAAAAUGGCCCGGAUUUACCACCUAAGGUGCCUCUCUCCCCGGCAAUUGCUCUUCCCAAACCACCUAGCCCGACGUAUAGUCCGAUAUCGACUACAUCAGCUGGACCUCAUACAAACAGCAAUCGACUCUCCGCGGAAGGCGGUCGUCCGCCGUCUGACAAAAAGCAAACAUAUUACAACCAAUCCCAAAACUCAUCGACCAAUUCCCUACACCUCCAAAGAACCCGGGAUGAGAUCCUUUCUCCUUACCGCCCGACCACCCCAAAUGGAGUCAACAGUGCCAUUGUGCCGAAAAGUAGCUCAAGUGACCUUCCGCACCAAACAUCCAUAGACGCGUCGACAUUGCAUGACUACAUGAGGAAAUACAACGUCCUUCUGAUCGAUGUGCGGGAGAGGGUACUGUUUGAUGAUGGCCAUAUCAUGUCCAGUUCUAUCAUAUGUAUUGAGCCUAUUUCUCUCAAAGAAGGCGUUUCCGCAGAAGAGCUCGAAGACCGACUCGUCCUAGCUCCUGAUGCAGAGCAAGCACAUUUUUCGCGGCGGAACGAAUUCGAUCUUGUCGUGUAUUAUGACCAGGAUACGAACGACACCUCUUAUUUGAAAGGUCCGCCGAGUAUGACCAAAGCUCCAGCGCUUCGAGCUCUUUACGACACGUUGUAUGAGUUCAACGACACCAAACCUCUUAAAGACGGUCGUCCGCCGGCAUUGUUGGCCGGAGGGAUUGAUGCUUGGAUUGAUUACAUGGGGGCGCAGUCACUUGCGCGGUCCAGAACGGCAGCAAUGCUUGGGACGACGCGCCAACGAGCCACAGUCGGACCAGGAAGGCCCAUUGCUCGACAGCGGAUGGUUUCUGCCAACUCACGCUAUGAAGUCCGCAAUAGGAGACUGCGUGAUCACAAAUUUCUGGAUGAAAGCGAGCAAGAGGCGUGGCGGCAACAAGCCCUGCAAGAGGAGGUCACUCCUCACGAAAAGCCCGAAGCAGCCAGCGAUGAGGAAUACCCGGCAGCAGAUGCUGAGCAGGUACCUUCGUCACCAUUCAUUCCCGACUACGAAACGUUUCUACGCCGCUUUCCUUCUGUCAGACAACAAGAGUCUAUGGUCAUGCCGGCUCGUAGGCCUCUUCCAUCACACCCGGCCGUCUACUUGCCUCCUGCUGCGCCCGCGGCGCCGGCAAUACCAGCCGUGCCUGCGCGACCGCCUCCGGCAAUACCCAGACCGAGCUAUUCGGGACAAGCCGACAUCAAUGCACCUCAACCGGCAUUGGCAAGAGUGACAUCUGCCACGCGGCCGCCCUUGUAUUCUUCCGUAACUUCUAUGCGCAACAGAAGACUACCCAGGACCGGUCUGACGAAUUUUGGGGUGACGUGUUAUAUGAACUCGACUUUGCAGUGUUUGUCGGCGACAAUUCCGUUGUCUGCGUUCUUCAAUGAUCGGGUUUAUGAAGGGUACGUGCAACGGAAUUGGAAAGGCAGUAAUGGUAUUAUGCCCAAAUUGUACGCCAACUUGAUCCAGGCCGUGUGGCAGGAAGACACGGAUGUGAUCAAACCAUCGACCUUCCGCAACUUUUGCGGCCGCAUGAAUCGAGAGUGGGCGAUCGACCGGCAGCAGGACGCGAAAGAAUUCUUUGAUUUUCUGGUCGAUUGUCUGCACGAAGAUCUGAACGUGAAUUGGGAACGGAAUCCGCUGCGACCAUUGACGACGGCCGAGGAGAUGCAACGAGAAAGAAUGGAAAUCGCACGAGCCAGUCCGAUUGAAUGGAAACGCUACGAACAUCGCGACCACAGUUUUCUAUCUUCCAUCUUUGCAGGUCAACAUGCCUCACGGUUGCGAUGUCUGACUUGUCGAAGGACCUCGACGACGUACGAAGCAUUCUAUAGUAUUUCCAUUGAAAUCCCGCGUUCUGGCGUCGGACAUAUCUACGACUGUUUGAAUUCCUAUUGUCGCGAAGAAAAGCUGUCGGAGCUCUGGAGGUGUCCGUACUGCAAGUGUGAGCGGGAGGCGACCAAGCAAAUCAUCUUGACGCGACUGCCGCAGUUUCUGGUGAUUCAUUUCAAGCGAUUCGCCGCUUCAAAGCACGAGAGGGCGCAAAAGAUCCAUACCCCGAUUGAGUUUCCUCUGCACGGUCUCAGCAUGGAUGAUUUUGUUAUUCCCCGCCCCCCACCCGCUCCGGAACAAGAAGGACAACCGGUCGAUAUGGCCACGACGCCGCCUUACACUUACGAUGCCUAUGGCGUGUUGAGGCAUUUGGGAAAUAGUGGCGAUGGAGGGCAUUACAUCAGCAUUGUCAAGGACCAGGGUCGUGGUUGUUGGAGGAAAUUCGACGAUGAGCGUCAUUACGACUUGGAUCCGAAUAAACUUGGGUCAAGGGAUCGGUUGCAGAAUGGCGAGGCUUACAUUGUCUUUUACCAGCGUUCUCAAGCUAGGCGAUGACUCACCAUGAUGUUGAUGCUAAGGCUGCAGGUGGGUCAGGAUUUAUCUGUCCCGUUUGAUGUCUAUGCAAGUACCUAGGUAGGUACCAGUCGGUCCACAGAUUCCGGCAGAAAGCUGUCGUGUGGGUUUGGACUCAAAUGCAUACUGUUCUUCUUAACUUGGUUCUACUUGUUGAUAUGGGCCGACUUGCCUAUUAUAUUAUUUUUGCCGCCAUUGUAGCAGUUUAAGGGUUUAGAGCAUCGCCCGAAUGGCACUACAGUAGAACAAGAGAAAGAGCAUUAAGCUAUCAAUCAUCAAUCAUCAACCAGCA
Molecule: messenger RNA, 4135 nt
Organism: Exophiala dermatitidis NIH/UT8656
Lineage: Eukaryota; Fungi; Ascomycota; Eurotiomycetes; Chaetothyriales; Herpotrichiellaceae
Product: ubiquitin thiolesterase
Exons: 1
Coding region: 490-3825 (1111 amino acids)
Biological process (GO): protein deubiquitination
Cellular component (GO): cytoplasm
Molecular function (GO): cysteine-type deubiquitinase activity
Source: RefSeq, a predicted model, not a curated record